Messenger RNA from Zophobas morio, 611 nucleotides. RefSeq lists its product as uncharacterized. The transcript has 3 exons. Bases 125 to 439 code for a protein of 104 amino acids. The record is from RefSeq and is a predicted model, not a curated record. Lineage: Eukaryota; Metazoa; Arthropoda; Insecta; Coleoptera; Tenebrionidae.
UGGCGGGACGCAGAGCGCCGCGACGUUCAUAUAAAACUGAAAUCACUUCACACUUGCCUCAUUGUAGUACGUGCGUCCCAUCCUCGUGGUCCUGACACCCAGCAAGGCACAUACAUAUCACAAAAUGUCGGCACAAACCCCUCACUACCUGCUCAGCACUCUACUUAUCUUCGUCAUUGCCACUCUGGCGUUCUCCAGCGCAAGACCGAACCACUUCGGAGAGGGCAACCAGGUGGUUGCCGAGCAAGACGGCAACAACUUGUUGGAUCCCGGCCUGAAACCGUGGCAAUUGGAGCUGUUGGCACAGCGGCUGUCUGAAAUCUCCAGCCAAACAGGUGGCGAUUAUGCUUGGGACAGGUCCUUGCGUUCUCCUGAAGCCAAACGUCAGAGUCGUUAUCGUCAGUGCUACUUCAAUCCCAUCAGCUGCUUCAGAAAAUGAACCACUUACUGAGUCCCCGCUACCACUUGUGUUUUCUUUUUGGAAAUAAAUCUCGCUGUAUUGUGUAAUAUACAAAUGAUGGUAUAAAAAGUGUUUAAAUGUUGCAUAUUUUUGAUCUGGACUAAAUUUACGUCAAGUAGGAUGUAGAAAUAAAGUCGUUGAAAAAUUUUCA